Acipenser ruthenus (sterlet) is the source of this 2922-nucleotide messenger RNA. Its product is annotated as prosaposin-like. Gene Ontology annotation, biological process: sphingolipid metabolic process. The transcript has 14 exons. Gene Ontology annotation, cellular component: lysosome. The coding region runs from base 114 to 1694 and encodes 526 amino acids. The record is from RefSeq and is a predicted model, not a curated record. NCBI's taxonomy places the organism in Eukaryota, Metazoa, Chordata, Actinopteri, Acipenseriformes, Acipenseridae.
UUAAAGCUCAGCUGAGUCGCUGAACCCGUACACCGCAUUGCAGCAGCUACUAAGCACAACGAAAAGGCAGAGAAAACAUUAUCUUCCAAAAACAUACGAAAAAAAAAAAAAAGAUGAUAUCUCUCCUUCCGCUUCUAUUAAUCUCCACAGCUGUGGCUUCUCCUUUGCUGGGGAAGGAGCAGUGUGUGAAGGGCCCACCCUACUGGUGCCAGAAUGUCAAGACGGCCUCUCAGUGUGGGGCUGUGGCCCACUGCCAGCAAAACAUCUGGAACAAGCCAACUGCUAAAUCUGUGCCAUGUGACUUGUGCAAGGAAGUCCUCGGUGUUGUUGGCAACCUGCUGAAGGACAAUGCAACAGAGACGGAGAUCCUGGGCUACCUGGAGAAGGCAUGUCAGCUGAUUCCAGACAAGGGUGUGUCCGAUGAGUGCAAGGAUAUGGUGGACAACUACUUUCCCAUUGUCAUGGGCAUCGUCAAGGGAGAGCUGGAGGACCCGAAUGUAGCCUGCUGUGCCCUGGGCCUUUGCAAAUCCUUGCAGCAGCAGUUGGGUGCUGCUGCUGCCGCUGCCCAGCAGAUCCUGUCCAACGAGAUUCCUGAGGUUGACCUUUCCAAGGUGGUGUCCCCCUUCAUCGCUAACAUCCCCCUGCUGCUGUACCCCCAGGGCAAAACUGAGGAGGCCCCCCCUGCGGAGGAUGGAGACGUGUGCAAAGACUGCGUGACACUGGUUUCCGAUGCUCAGGCAGAGGCCAAGGCCAACUCCUCAUUUGUGACUAGGAUCGUCGAACAGAUCAAGGAGCAGUGUGACCUGCUGGGGUCUGGCAUGGCUGAUCUGUGCAAAGAGUAUGUCGACCAGUAUGGUCCACUUGUUAUCCAGCAGUUGAUGUCCAUGAAACCUGAAGACAUCUGUGCCAGAGCUGGGUUCUGUUCCUCCUCUGUGAAGUCUGUUCCCAUGCAGACUCUCGUCGCUGCUAAGCUGUUCCCAGCUGCCAAGGUCAUCCAGGCCACCAAGGUCUCUGUGCCUGCCAAGAAUCUGGUGAAGGUCCGUGAUUCCCCAGGGUGUGCUAUCUGUGAGUACGUCAUGAAGGAGAUCGAGAGCAUGGUGGAGCAGGAGAAGACUGAGGAGUCGGUAAUCCAUGCUGUAGAGAAGGUCUGCUCCAUCCUGCCCGCCACCCUCUCUGCCCAGUGCCGCGACCUUAUCGAAUCCUAUGGCCAGGCCAUCAUCGAGCUGCUGAUCCAGCAGGUUGACACCAAGACCAUCUGCACUGUGCUGGGGCUCUGCAAGGACGUCAGCCGCCUCUAUAUCCCGGCAAUGGACCAUGCUCGCUUCAAGGCAGGAGAUUUUUGUCAGGUGUGCAAGAUGGCAGUGAGUUAUAUCGAUGGGAUCCUGCAGCAGAAUGCCACGGAGACAGAGAUCGAGGCUGCUGUGCAGAAAGUGUGCAGCUUCCUUCCUGCAGCCAUGCAAGAGGAGUGUGACCAGUUGGUGGAACAGUAUGAGCCGAUGCUUGUUCAGCUCCUGCUGCAGAUGAUGGAUCCUGACUUUGUCUGCACUAAACUGGGAGCCUGUGCAAGUGCAGUUAAGUCCAACCUGCUGGGAAGCGAACAGUGCAGUUGGGGACCGUCCUUCUGGUGCAAGAACGUGGAUACUGCCUCCCGCUGCAAUGCUGUUGAACACUGUAGGCGCCAUGUGUGGAACUAAAGAAAUACAGAAUGAACACAACGGAGAUUUUUUUUUUUUUAAAUUCAAAAUGACAGCAUUGUAUUUAGUUUAUUCUUGUUCGACUUCCUUUUAAGAGAAUCAAGCUUGUGCGUUUAGCUUAUAACCUGGCUGCACAACAAUACCAUGCUAACAUGGGAACUGUCAAUCGCUUUUGGGUGAGGGAGGGAAUGUGAUCUCUCUUGUAUAGAUUUGUGUGUUUCUCUAGAAGCAAAUCAGCUUGUACUAUAACCAGCAACUGUUUCUCCAUUUUAGAUGCACGGCAUGUUGGAGGUGAAUACAGGGAAUGAAAUGGGGGAUUUGAAUGCUGUAGAUAAAUUGGUUGGGGGGGGGGGCCUUGAACCUUAGCAUUGAAGUUAGCCUAUUCUACUUUUAGGUUGUGGGUAUAGUUCUGAUGGCUUUUAAAUGUUACUGGAUGGCCAAGGCCAGUGUCUCAUUUUAUACGCACGUCUCUCUGAAGAGGUGGGGUGGUAAUUUUAUACUCCUCCAAAGUUGGGGUGCAAGAAUCUGACUUUCCCUAACUGAACCAACAACUACAUUUUAUUAUUGUGACCACCACGUUGAAGAAAAGUCUUUUCUUGAGCUGCUUUAUGUGACACGGUAUAACUCCAUCCCUGUUCCAAUUUUUAUUUACAAGGAAUUUGCCAUCCUUUUUACAUGCAGAAAAGCAGUGUGUAGGUACAAGUUAUUUGCUAACCUGAAGUACACAAAGGGUUGAGAGACUGUUGGAAAUAUAAGUAAAUUAUUUUCAGGCAUUCUGACUGGCUAGCUGAGAUCCUUGCAUUUUUAGUUUGACUCUUGAAAGGCCUUUGCUACUGUGAUUUUUGGCAACCACCAGAUUGAAGGACCCAUAGUUGCUAGGGAACUGCAUUUCCAGGUGACUGGUGAAACGGGUGUGACUUGAAUUAUUUUCCUAAUACAAGCUUUCUAUUCAUUUAUUUGGCAGUACUUUUGUUGCACGUCCUAAUUUGUGGUGUUUUUAAAGCUAAAGUGAAUGUUUCCUGAUCCUAGUCAUUGGAGUCAUAAUGGCAUGCCAGUAUCAAUGUGUGAUCCAGUUCAUACCUGCAGAUUUGCAAAUAAAUAAAGCCUUGUUGUUUUUGUUUCUCUGUUCAGAUCUCAAUGUCUUUAAUCAAAGAGUGUGCAUCUGGCUCUCUACUUCUGAUCUAAGUUUUUUGACAGACUAAUAAAAAUAAAUUAUUCUGAAACCUUG